UUUGUUAUCGGCCAUUGGUCAGUCGCUGCAACAACGCAUUCCUGCGUGCUUUCCACAAAAAAGUGACUGUGUUUCGGAUGUUUUUCUGCCCUCUUGACAAUUAUACCAGCACAUUUUUGCUACACUUCUCCAUGAUGUUACUUUCAUUUUUUUCAAGUUUAACUAAAUUACAUUUUUCUGCCACAUCUUUAAUCAUGGUCAGACGUCGCACAGACUUUAAAUAGUAUGCACUAUGUAGUAUUAAAGCAGUUCGCCUAUGCAGUUUUAUAAGCCAUUUGCGUGGAGGCCUUGAAACAAGAACCUCGAAUAAUAUAAUGUCCAGAGACUCCAGACCCCAUGUCGAUUCGUUCAUGUAUCCGAUGAAUGGCGCUCAUCCAUAUUGUCGUCAGCAAACCAGUACUAGCAAUGCAUAUGACAACGCUCAGGCAUCCCAGAAUUUCGAAAGAUCGAGUAGCGCGCCUAGUUGUGGUAUUUCAUCAGUGAACAGCCUGGAUAAAGCCAUCGAGGACGUAAUCAGUGCUUUCAGAAGUCAUGCAGAGAAGUUCGGAUCGGUUGAUGUCAUUGAAGCCCUUGAAGAAUUUUGGAGACUCAAAGCAGAUGCCCGCAAUUUGUCCGAAAACGAGUAUGCUCCACCUGUAUAUGACAACGAUAUUGACUGCAAUUACUUCCUUGGAGUUCCUGACAAAAAUGGGCAUACAUACAACAUCAGAGUCCCGGAUUCGGAAAGCCUCAUUCGGUAUGAAUACGGGUGCGAUGCCGAUGUCGAUAGAAAUUCUUUGCACGAAAAGGAAUUGACAGACGAUCUACACGAAAAAGAAUCAAAUCAUGGAGAAGUACCAUGGGCAUGUUAUGUCUUUCUCCCUGGAGGGAGCUGCUUCGCCUCCCGCGGAAAUUGUUAUAGCCGAUCGGAAGCUCAACACAGUGCUGCCAAAAUCGCUCUAAUGAAUUCCAUCUUCAACGAACAUCCUUCUAGGCGCAUUACUUUGGAAUAUGUCGAGCAAAUGUUAACAACCAAAGCCGUAACUGGAAGGAUGGACAGUGUUAAUCUGAGGAGGGGAUGUCAGCUCUCCCUGGAAUUCAUGGUGGGCAAAACCUUCAUGGAGUAUUUGGAUUUCUGCACGGUUUUGCGGCUCAUCUGCUGGGCUGGUUCUCUGUCCGAAUUCUUCGGUGAAGAAUGUAGCACAAGCAAAAUUUUUCUGUAUUGUUAUGAAGUGGUCAUCGACGCCGAAUUUCGAUGGAGAUUGGCCUUGCAGCUUGUGGAAAAAGAACGUCAGGAAUCCGGAUUUUUGGUUGAUUCCAUAAGUUCUGCGAAAGAUGAGAUUAGAGCCUCUAGGUGCGCCGGGAAAGAAUUGCGUUUUCCCCUAGAAAAAGUUAGCAUUGGAUCUCUGGCACUGCAGCAGCUCCGUUGUGGUAAUAUCACAUAGAAAAUUGCUUACUUAAAGAGUUAAAGAACGUGCCGAAUAUGAUGAUCUUGGAAGUUUAGCUAAGAAGUUGUUUGGUUUUUGUAUCAUUACUAAAAUGUUAAUACUGAUAUCUGAUCAGAUAAUAAUAUUUGGUACCUUCUAAUGGAAGAACAUUAAAAUGUUCAUGUUACAUUUUAUUGUUUCAGUUUUAUUUAGUGACAGAAAAUAAAUCAGCUG
Paramacrobiotus metropolitanus is the source of this 1640-nucleotide messenger RNA. Its product is annotated as protein limb expression 1 homolog. Bases 315 to 1424 code for a protein of 369 amino acids. Lineage: Eukaryota; Metazoa; Tardigrada; Eutardigrada; Parachela; Macrobiotidae. The transcript is spliced from 3 exons. The record is from RefSeq and is a predicted model, not a curated record.